AUGUCGUCGAGUUCGGAGAAUAGAUUGUCAUACGCGUCUAGUCCAGAAAGUGACUUAGAAGUGAGUCCACCAGCGCCAAGAUUAGUGAAAUCUUCUUCGGACCCCUCGAUAGCAACUACGCAAGAUAACAUGGACCAUGACGACGAUAUCAAUCAAAUGGCCGACGCAGUACCUCCGCCUUAUUCGCAAGGUGGCUACGAUAGUAAAUACGGGUUCGCAAACGGCAACGCGCAAACCAACGGCAAUCAGAGCUUGCCGAAUGAGACGCCGUACCAGUGCAUGCCGAUGUCGAACUCUCCCCCACAUUCACCUUUAUAUGGGACUGUUCCAGAGCUGCCCCCGCGCAGCGCGGCGGUGACGCGGCCGCCGGGCGGCGUGCUGCUGCCGGCGCCGCCGCCCACGCGCCACCACGGCCUCCGGCAUAACCCUGCGAACCGUCCAAGUGCCCAAGAGCGUCUGUUCGGGCCCAAAGAGAGCGAGGAGGCGGCCACGUACAGCGCGCGCCCCGCGCACGGGCAGGGCUCCUUGGACAGGCACAGGCAUCCUAAUAACCCUCAAAACUCGUACGAGGGCAGCCCCGCGUACGAGUACAGCGGCAACCCGGCGGGCGCGUGCCGCCUGCCGCCCAACGCGCCCGACGACCUCAAGGUUGCGCCUACUAUCAAGCUGGAGGCGGCGGCCGCCGCGCACGACCACAGCUCGCUGGACUACCCGCGCGCAGACACUUACCGGUCACAAGACAACUACCGUACACCUCAAACGCGACCGCCGCCCAUGAAUGGGAAUAGUCCCCACGCACAGAAUACCCAUAAUUCUCUUAAUUCUCAUAAUUCUAAUAAUCCCCAUAAUUCUCAUAAUUCACACAAUACCAACAGUACCCACAAUCCCAACAAUCCUCAUAAUCCCAACACCACCCACAAUCCCAAUAAUCCUAACAAUCACCACAACCCGAAUAUUCCUCACAAUCCCAAUAUUCCUCCGAAUAUCUCUCACAAUCCCAAUAUUCCUCCCAAUCCCAAUAAUCCCCAUAAUGCUACUAAUCCUCAUAAUCCCAAUAUUCCCCACAAUCCCAGUAAUCCCAACAAUCCCCACAAUUCUCACAAUCCUCACAAUCCCAAUAACGCACCCACCACGCCGAUGCACGCGCGGGGACCGUCCUUACCCAACGUGCCGACCAAUGACCAUGCGAAGUACAGCGCGCGGACGAACUCGGCGUCGCAGGCGGACUACGGCGGGCGCGCGCCGCCCUACAAGCCGGUGCCGCCGCCCAAGCCCAAGCACUACCGCGCGCCCGACGCGCCGCCCGCGCACCCGCCGCACCCCAGGAACGGGAGUAUGGACGCGGCGCACUACUCGCACGCGCACUCGCACUCGCAGCCGCACCGCGCCACGCACGCACACCCGUACCAUCAGCAAAACAUGUACGGCGGACAGAUGAGCGCGCAGUCGCCGCCGUACGCCGCGCCGCCGCACCGCGCGCUGCACGCGCCGCACAACCCGCACCUCAUCGAUUUAGCCGGCAGUCGGGAGCAGCGUGGGUCUGCUUUCGAGUUAUAUAGGAAACCUCAGCAUAUGCAUAACAUAAGCUCCGACGCCAUGAACUCCAGCGUGGAGCCCGAUGAAACGUUCUCACCAAAAACUAAAAAGAAAUUGUCCAAAAAGCCAUCGUUCAUUAAAAACGCCGUCCUCGAUUUAUUCCGUUCGAAAACGAAAAGUCAAAAGGUGUCUCGACAGAAGUCACUUUGCGAGAGUGACUUGCAACAGAGAUACGCGCAGCAAAUGCCAAUGCUGAGACGAGAGAAGUCAGACCUUGGGGAUCUGACCAUACAUAUGAGAAACACGCAAAUAAGAAACCAAAUGUUGCAACGCAGCAACUCGUCUUCAUGCGAAAAACCAAUGUUGAAACCGAUUCUCAAACGACAAAGUUCUUUUUGUGAUGACAGAAAUGGUUCCAUAUAUACAGUUACAGAUUACGAUACUAAACUUACUGAAAGGAACUUAAGGAGACAAAACUCCAUGUGCGAAAUAGAAACAGAGCCGAAAGUUACCCCCUUGUUACGUAGACAAAACUCUCUCAUAGAAUAUAAUAGGAGAGGUGUCUAUGGUAAUUCCAGCUUUAAUAUGAUUACCAAAAUAGACCCGAUCUACCAAAGACAACAGCAAAUAAAACAUGAACCCUUUUAUCCCACUCAACCGCUACCUCCAGAACCUAUAUACCAAAGCAAAGAACAUAUUGUAUAUGACCCUAUACCUAAGCCAAGGCGAACUUAUGCUUCUUUAUACGAUACUUCUAGCGAAAAUCCCUAUGCUACCAGAUCAGAGAUUUCAAAUCAAAGCUUUGAAAGUCCUUAUGGAAAUCGAGAUACAUUAGCAAUGCCCUUAUUAGAUCCACCUUAUGCAACAAGAGCUGAAUGUGCAAGAGAUGAUACUUAUGCUACACGAAGUGAAAUCACGGAAAGCCCAUACACAAUUAAACAAGAUAUUCCCAGAAAGAAUGAACCCUUGUACAGUGAAUCUCCAUAUGCUAGCAAAGAACAAAUGCUAAGACAUAGAAUGACUUCUGAAAGUCCUUAUACCACUAAAGAGGACAUGUUACGUUCACGUUUUUCGGAAUCUCCUUAUAAUACAAAGGAAGAGAUGCUUAAACAGAGAAUGGAUGGUUCACCCAAUUCAAAAGAACCGAUAUAUGGUAAACGGACAUAUGAGCCGCCCCCAAGUACAUCUUGGUCCGAAAAUAUUUAUGCAACACGACCUGAGAGAAAGUUACAAACACCAGUUAAUUAUCCAGGAAGAAUAUCUCCUAUGAGCAAAUGUAUGAGCGAACCGCCAUAUGCCACUCGGACUGAAAUGAUGGCAAGAAUAAACCAAACAGAAUCACCUUAUGCCACCCGAUCCGAAGUAAAGUCUAGUUGCUCAGACAACAACUAUAGCAUAAGACACGAUACUUUAGAUUAUACCCAACAAAUUAGACCAGCUUCUGCCGAGUGCACAUAUGUUUCAAAGCAAGAAAUAUUAUCACAAAAAGCUGCUUUGCUUGCUAGUAAAGAUCCCACUUAUGGUAAAUUAGAAGAAAAGUUAGAAAUCAUAAAACAGAGAAAUCAAGCUAAAAAAGAAAAGAUAUAUCAGACUAGACUUGAGGCUAAUGAUAGCGAUUCUAUGAAAAGUAGAGAACCAUUGUAUGUGUCUAAAAGAGAACUUAAAGAAAGUAUUAUAUACGAGUCUCACCAAGAAACUAAAGAAAUUGUGCCAUCAGUUAGUGGAGAAAGUAGUGCUCGAAGCAGUCCCUACGAAUUAAGUGAUGCUAAUCAUUUGUCUAGGCGAGAACCUUUGUAUCAAACACCUGCGGAAGCAAUGAAUGGUGAAUGUGAGACGUUCCAAGAGAUUGAUUUUUCCAAAUUGCGCUUAACAGAAUCAAAAACAGAUUCAGAGAAAGAAAAGUCUAAAAAUAUAGAGAGUAAAAUACUUAAAGGUGAACCGCUAUAUGCACCAAGAUUACAUGGCAAAGCCGACCAUAUAUCAAAUGCACUUAAAGUAACAACAUCACCCAUACCAUAUGAAUCUUCGACGUCUAUGGAAACACAUUAUGCAUCAGAAUGCAGUAUGAAUUUCGAAAAUAAACCGCAAAGUACACCUUACACGUCACAAGAUUUACAAGAGCGUACAUUAAAAACGAAUCGAACAGUCACAUUCUGUGAACAAAUUUUAGAAAAAAGCUCAGAAAACAGUCAAGACACUUCUGAAAAUGCAUCUUCUAGUAGAAAUGAGACGACUGUUAUAACUAAUGACAGCACAAUUGUCAAAAAUGAUACUUCUGAUGCAAAUGAAUCUGGAAAUAAAACAGAGGAAGUAGAACCGGACGGACCUCAUACGACUUGGGGUAUAUUUGACAGCGAGGGUGGCGUAUUGGAAGAUAGGCAUUGGGGCGUAUCCCUCAUAAUUCCUCCAAAAGCUAUCGCCCCAGGAAUCAAGCAAAAGAUCUAUUUUACCGUUUCCGAUCCAAGAUUGAGUCAGCGAGUGGGGGGACCUCCCAUCGAUAUGGAUAACGGUAAUGCUUUUGUAACGAAGCACGCGAUGAAUGUAGUUGCACUUACUAAUUGGCGAUUAACGUUGAAGAGCAGAGACGGAGGCAGUGCUACGUACAUCCGACCAUGUGAUCGUGAAGCAAUGCUAUCCCCACUAGUGAUGUGCGGGCCGCAGGGGCUGGUGUUCCUGCGGCCGGUGACGCUGCGGCUGCCGCACUGCGCCAACGCGGUCCCAUCCCUAGGCCUCACCAUCAAGGCCACGGACACGGAAGCCCAUCUCAGCACCGACUGGGACCAGAUACACUUGCCCGCGACCACCACACUCAACACCGUCGCGGUCAAAGUCGACCAUUUC
This is a messenger RNA of Brenthis ino (lesser marbled fritillary), 4377 nucleotides long. NCBI's taxonomy places the organism in Eukaryota, Metazoa, Arthropoda, Insecta, Lepidoptera, Nymphalidae. The record is from the annotation of a GenBank genome assembly.